UGCCACGAAAGUCAAUAUGGCGUCCUAUCGCUAACUACAGUGAACUUACGAUUUGCUUCUAAUAUUUCGUUUGUUGAAUGAGAGGUUACAAGGUACUUCAUCUAUAAGUUAUUGGAGAGGAUUAUUCUGGUUAUUCAGCAGCUGUACAUAUCAUCCAGAUUUGCAGUCGUAGUUGCAGUAGUAUAUUAAUAUUAUUAUAGUCUGUCAGAACUAUACCUGUACAUAUUGUACAUAUCAUCUACAGUGCUAAUGUCAUAGCUUAGGCUGGUGUAGAUGCUGCAAUCAAAAUGUUUGCUAAGUUGAAAAAGAAACUUGUUGAAGAAGAUGGAGAAAAUCCUUUGAAUCGUAGCUUUAGCAGUCCCGGUCCCGGCCAGGCAACGAGAAGAGAACCACAAAGUAGAAAUAGCGCAGGAAGAAGGGAAUCAGUGGAAAGUGAUAAUGAAUCAAGGACAAGUUCACCAUUGGCAUCAGCUUCAAAAGAAGAACUGUUAUUAAGAAUAUCCAAAAAGAAUGAGCGAAUCAAAGAUUUAGAUAGCAAGGUCACCGAGUAUGGCACAAUGUUAAAAGAUGCAAUUAAAAUGAAGGACAAGUUAGAAAUCGCUUUAGAAAAACAGCAGGAUGCCGGGUUAAAAAGAAUACAAGAGAUGAAUGAAGAAUACCAGGUGCGGCGAUCCAAAAUGAGCGAGGAUCAUGCACUAGUUUUACAGAAUAAAGAAGAGGAAUAUCAAACUCAAUUACAAAGCAUAUUAAAAGAGAAAUCAGUACUUGAAGACAAAGUUGAAAAAUUGGAAGCAAAUUUUUUUAAAAAUAGGGAAGAAAGUGAUGAAUUGCAAGGAUUUCAGACACAAGAAAUGGCGAAAAUUAAACAUUUGUUUUUAAAUUGUCAAGAGGAGCUUUCCAAGUGCAAUGAUGAAUUGAAACUUAAAACACAACAAUUAGAAGAAAAUAUCCGUCUUCGAGAAAGUCUUGAGACAAGCCUAGAGACAAAUAAGAAGAUAUUAGAGAAAGUUACAAAAGAAAGAGAUAAUUUAAAACAAGGACGAAUGGACAAUGCAGAUCUUAUAAUAAAAUUUGAACGAGAAAAGACAAAUUAUACAGAAAAAGUAGCAGAAUUAAAUAAAGAAAUAUCGGAGAAAUGCAGUAGUUUACACCACCUAGAAAGUAAACUAAAUACCCUUCAAGAUGACUAUGAUUCAUUAAAGCAUAGUAAUGAUGUAUUUAGACAGCAGAUGUCUAGUUUGGUGGAAGAAAAAGAAAGCACAAUUACACAUCUAGAGAAGAGAAUAGUUAUAUUAGAACAGAGACUUCAAGAUAAUGAUCUCAAUAGCGAUGACCAACUAAAAGCUGCCAAAACUGAAAGAGAUUUAUUGGAGGAAAGGCUUGAGGAGUCUAGACAGCAUGUGAAUGAUGUAAAAACCACUUGGAGUUCCAAAAUAACCAGUCUUGAACAACAGAUAUCUCAUCUAAACAGCAAGAUGGCUGAAGACAAUGAAGAGCUGGCAUUGACACAACAACAGACACAGACAAUGAAACAGAAUUUUGAGAAACAAGUAGAAGAACUUAAGGUUUCCCUCAAAGCAGCUGAAGAUAGGGCACUUAAAAAUCUUGAACUAGCUAAUGAAGCAGAGUCUAAGUUUGAGGUUCAGAAAGUUCAAACGGAAGUUGAACUACAUAGAUCAAGACAACAGGUUCUGGAUGCUAAACAACUGACAACAGAAAUGAGACAACAUUUACAUGAUAAAAUUAGUGCCUUGGAAAGUCAACUUAUUGCUUUAGAAACAACCAAAGAAUUUGACAAAGCAAACUAUCAGCAAAGAAUAUACCAGUUAGAAAAUUUGCAAACUGAAUAUCUUGAAAAAGAAAUUGAACAUGAGAAACAAAUUGGUACAAUAGAAGAAGACUACCAGGGUUUAAAGGAAAGACUGCGGCAAAAAGAAAGGGAGUGUAUAUCAGUAAACAGAUCUUUAGAAGAAAUGACAAGAAAGGCUGAGUUAUUAGCAAAGCAGGUCGAUGAAGAAACUCCAAUGAUGCAGGAACAAGUUAACUCAUUACAUGAACAUUUGUUAAAAAAAGAAGAGAAUCUUAAAGAAGUUAUUCAUGAGAAGGAAAAGAUCCAAAAACAGAAUAAAGAUCUGUUAAAAGAAGUAAGAGAACUUUUAGAAAGAUGUCAGAUAGUCCAGAGUGAAGCACAUAAAUUACAAACAAGCAAAAAUGAUACUUUAUUAAUGUAUCAAACAACACUGAAUGAAAAACAGGAGGAGGUUAAGCAAUGUCACUUGAGGAUAAAUGAGUUGAAAGAGAGACAUAAAAACAUAGAAACAUUACAACGAAGUACAAGUAUACAUGACGGUGAUCUUGAUGAUUCUGAGAUUAAUCAGUUGAAGAAGUUAGUCAGUGAACUUGAAGAUAACUUGGCUGAGAAGAAUAAAACUAUUAAAAUGCAACAGCAGAGGUUAUCUGACUUGAAAAAGACUCUGCAAAGAGAACUGAAAAUACAAAGUAGUGGUACUGAUUUAGAUGACAUCAAUAAUCGAGACAGGGAAAGAGAGAUGAUACCUCGGUCAUCAACAGUACCAUCUGGCAUGAAUCAAACACAUAUAUCUCCUCUUCCACCGGGGCAUGGAGCUACUAUAGAACCGCUCAAAGCUCAUGAAAUUAGAGACACUAACUUCCAGUAUCUUAGACAUGUUAUAUUCAAAUACAUGUGCAGCUCAGACCCAGAGGCUAUGCAGUUAAUUAAAGCUGUAGCUGUGUUGCUACAAUUUUCACGUCAAGAAGAAAGACUAGUGAAAGAGACAAUAGAAUGGAAGAUGUCCUGGUUUGGAAGUAAACCCACCCCAGCUAAACCUCUCAAAAUGCAGUAUAGAUGACCAGCUAGUAUUCAGAAAACAACACGCAAUUUUCAGCAUCUUCAAUACAAAGUCACACAACUUUGAAGUGCUUUGCACUUUGCAUCAUGGGAAAAGGUCAAAGAGAUGGCAUUUACAUCAAACAGAAACAGCAGACAAAAAAACUGAAGUUGUAAACUGAAACAAAGCACAGAAUAGCAGAUGUAACUGCACUUGAUAUGGCUGAUUAUUCUGACCUUGUCUUCCCAGCAACAAAACGUGUUUUUCAUCAAAUACAAGCACUGAACUUUGAAAGUCACAUGAUCACCGC
This is a messenger RNA of Saccoglossus kowalevskii, 3159 nucleotides long. RefSeq names its product golgin subfamily A member 1-like. The record is from RefSeq and is a predicted model, not a curated record. Gene Ontology annotation, cellular component: Golgi apparatus. Lineage: Eukaryota; Metazoa; Hemichordata; Enteropneusta; Harrimaniidae.